AUGAGCUCCGCGUCCUGCCCGUCCCGGGAGCCCCCCCGGUACCUCAGCCCGCGGGGCCGGGAGCGAUCACCGGGAAUGUUCUCCGGGAUCGGGGAAUUGCGGCGGGAGCGAUCGCGGCUCCUGCGGGGCUCGGAACGGCCCAGCCGGGCCCGGCCGGUCCCGCUCGCCACGGGAGCGGCUCCGGGCACCGCUCGCUCCCUUCCCGGCCCCGGGCACUGCUCGCUCCCUUCCCGGCCCCUUCCCCAGCCGGGAUUGUCCCCGGGACCCCCCACGGGGGGCAGCGGGGCGGAGGCCGAGGCCGUGGAGCGGGAGCUGCUCCAGGAUUAUCGCUUCGGGCGACAGCAGCUGAUCGAGAUCUGGGGACACGCCUGUGCCGUGGCUGUCACCAAGGCGUUCCCGCUGCGCUCCCUGAGGCGCCGGCUGCCCACGCUGCUGGUUCUGUGCGGGCCGGGGCAGAACGGAGCCAUCGGGCUGGUGUGUGCCCGCCACCUGCGCAGCUUUGAUUACGAGCCCACCAUCUUCUACCCCAAGCGCUCCCCGGACCCGCUGCACCGCGACUUCACCACGCAGUGCGAGAAGAUGGACAUCCCGUUCCUGUCCUACCUGCCCACCGAGGUGCAGCUGGUCAAUGACGCCUACAACGCGGUGGUGGACGCGGUGCUGGGAGCUGAGGUGACAGAGGCGACAGAGGGGACAGAGCCGUGCGCGGCCAUCCUGGCCACCCUCCGCCACAUCCGCAUCCCCAUCGUCAGCCUGGAUGUCCCCUCAGGGUGGUCGGCGGGCGCGGGUGACAGCGGUGACAUCAGUCCGGAUGUCCUGGUGUCGCUGGUGGCUCCCAAGGAGUGCGCGCGGCGCUUCCAGGGCCGGAGCCAUUUCCUGGCCGGGCGCUUCGUGCCCGAGGAGCUGCGGAGGAAAUUCGGGAUCAGCGGCCCCGAGUACCCGGGCAGCGACUGCGUGGUGGCCCUGUGACCCCAAAAACGGCAACGGGACCCCAAAAACAGCCCUGGGAUCCUAAAAACGGCUCUGGGACCCCAAAAACACAGCCCUGUGAC
Messenger RNA from Poecile atricapillus (Black-capped chickadee), 1052 nucleotides. RefSeq names its product YjeF N-terminal domain containing 3 (gene YJEFN3). The transcript is spliced from 7 exons. Gene Ontology annotation, cellular component: mitochondrion. Gene Ontology annotation, molecular function: NAD(P)HX epimerase activity. Lineage: Eukaryota; Metazoa; Chordata; Aves; Passeriformes; Paridae. Bases 1 to 969 code for a protein of 322 amino acids. The record is from RefSeq and is a predicted model, not a curated record.